AUGGGCAAGGGAGCUGUUGAUGGCAAAAAACCUAAAGCGACGAAAAAAAUGAAGGAUCCAAACGCUCCAAAACGCGCAAUGUCUGCAUUUUUUAUUUGGAUGAACGAAAAUCGUGAUCGGAUCAAAAAGCCGGGCAUGAGUGUAGGAGACGUUGCUAAGGCCGCUGGGAUCGAGUGGGCAGCGAUGACUGAUAAAUCGAAUACUGCAGGUCAUAGCGAGCAUCAGAUUAAUGAUUAA
Messenger RNA from Thelazia callipaeda (thelaziosis nematode), 237 nucleotides. NCBI's taxonomy places the organism in Eukaryota, Metazoa, Nematoda, Chromadorea, Rhabditida, Thelaziidae. The record is from the annotation of a GenBank genome assembly.